UCAAUCUCAACUACUCGUCGGUUUAUCUCAGGAAUCUUCUCUUCAAUUCACAACUCCACCAUCAAUUUUUUUUUUAAGCUUUCUCUAUCUCUUUCUAUUCCAACUUGUGUCGCUUUGGAUACCUGCAACUUGCCCUUCCUCCUUUCAUACGAAAACCAAUUUGCUACUUUACAACAUCAUCAACAAGCAACUGCUACCUCAUUAUCAUCAUGUGUCUUCAGGAUGCAGACCAAGUUGAGGAAGAAUUGGACAACAGUAACAGUACCAGUAACAGUAACAAUACCCCCAUCACCAGCAGCAAUAAGACCACUUCUUGGCCUUUACAUUGGGGGCUGUUAGAUACCCAGAUGGAAAAUUUGGAGAACAACUCUUCUGUUAAUUCAUCUCCUCUGGAAAGCAUCUGUGAGGAUACAGUUACAAUGGAAAGAAAACAGAACCAGUUUACAAACUUUGUCCCUAUGUUGCGGUCAGGAGAGUCGUCUCACAUUGGUCAUCGUCUUGAUAUGGAGGACACUCACAUAUGCAUAAGUAACUUGGCUGAGAAGUUUGGUUUUAAAUUGCUCAGUGGAGAAAAAGCUGUUUCAUUCUAUGGGGUAUUUGAUGGACAUGGAGGAAAGCGUGCAGCAAAUUUUGUCCGUGACCAUUUGCCAAAAGUCAUUGCAGCAAAUUUCGUCCGUGACCAUUUGCCAAAAGUCAUUGUUGAAGAUGCCAAUUUCCCUCUAGAACUUGAGAAAGUGGUCACAAGGUCAUUCAUAGAGACUGAUGCUGCAUUUUUGAAGUCCUGCUCUCUUGAGUCUUCUGGCACCACUGCACUUGCUGCUAUGAUAUUUGGCAGGUCUUUGCUUGUGGCAAAUGCAGGAGACUGCCGGGCAGUUCUGUCUCAACGUGGAACAGCUGUAGAACUGUCUAGAGAUCACAGACCUUGCUGCCAAAAAGAAAGGAUGCGUAUUGAGUCCUUGGAUGGAUACAUUGCUUAUGGUUACUUGAAUGGUGAGCUAGGCGUGACACGUGCCUUAGGUGAUUGGCACCUUGAUGGAAUGAAGAAAAUUGGUGGAAGGGGUGGACCAUUAAGCGCGGAACCAGAACUAAAAUUAGUAACACUGACCAAGGAAGAUGAAUUUCUUAUCAUUGCUAGUGAUGGAAUAUGGGAUGUGUUUUCUAGUCAAAAUGCAGUAGAUUUUUCCAGGAGAAGGCUCCUAGAGCAUAAUGACUUGAAUUUAUGCUGCAAGGAAAUAGUAGUGGAAGCAAUGAAACGAGAAUCAACAGACAAUCUUACCGUGGUCAUGGUGAGUUUUCACUUGGAGCGACCUCCUAAUGUGGUUGUACAGAAGGCAAAAGUUCAUAGAAGCAUUUCAGCUGAGGGGCUUCAAAAAAUAUCAGAUGCCUUUUAGAAGGAUAGAAGUUUAGAGCUUGCAAUUUGGCUAUUUGGUAAGGGUAGCCAAAGGAGAGAGGACUAGUGAAUAAUAGACUAAUAUUAUACGUACAAACAAUAAACAUAAACUUGUACACAAAUGACGGCAUAUCAUUAAGUGAUUGGAGAUUUUGAAUUAAAAAUAAAACAAUACUUAAUUACAUAGUGACUUGUCAUCGUUUGUAUAUAAAUUUAUGCAAAUUAUUUGUGCAUGUAGUUUUAUUGUUCAUAAUAAUAUACCAAGCUGUUCCCUUCCUUGAGA
Messenger RNA from Mangifera indica (mango), 1673 nucleotides. Its product is annotated as probable protein phosphatase 2C 27. The record is from RefSeq and is a predicted model, not a curated record. Gene Ontology annotation, biological process: protein dephosphorylation. Gene Ontology annotation, molecular function: protein serine/threonine phosphatase activity; cation binding. The transcript has 4 exons. The coding region runs from base 210 to 1391 and encodes 393 amino acids. Lineage: Eukaryota; Viridiplantae; Streptophyta; Magnoliopsida; Sapindales; Anacardiaceae.